GGGUAAGACCAGCACUAACUCUUAGUGCACAACGGGGUCCCAACGGUGGAGAUGAACUCCACUAUACCUGCUACCAGCGGCGGAUUCUAGCUCCCCUUUAGACUCACCUUUCCCCCAAGUGCACAUCUUCCGCUGCAAUGCAUGGCACCAAUUCUACAGGACUGCCCCUUGGCGACGCAGAAAUACAGCGGAACCAUGCGCAGUCAGCAAGCCUCCAGCCCGGCCCAGCACCACCAGCAAUGAACGCCACCACUCAACACCUAACCCAAUCCGUCUCCCCUGCACCACGGAUGCUACCUUCUUGGGCCUUUCCCUCGCGCCACAUCCUGCACCAACCAGGCUACAGAACAUGUACAAGGCACAAUAUUGGCGACCACAGUGGCGCCCUCGCUCGCCUUGAACCCUGCAUUGUCCAAUCGCAGUUGGCCCAGCACGCUGACCUGGGCCGCCUCUUCCCCUCCGCUGCAACAGGCUGCCUCGGUAUCCCGUGCAAGUCAGACUGUUAGCCUGCUCUCGAGGCUGUUGGAAUGCUUCGUUCAGCAUGUAUCCUUCUCCACGCCCGCUCGCCCAUCCCCGCGUGGAGGUGCCGUGGCGCUACCGAUUACUCGCUACGUGUAUUCCCGUUGGAGACGAGCGUCCUCGCCUCGCCGCGACUAACAAGAGUAUAUAAGAUGCCAGCCACUCUCCCCCUCACAAGCGCCCAGCCUUGAAAAGCGUCCCAACCAAGCUCUGGCCUAUCCCUCGUUGCUGUUGAUACACUCGCUACCAAAGCAUAUAUACCUUCGCUACUUGUUGCAAUUCACUUUUACACAAUGAAGGUCAACUCUCUCGUUCUUGCCAUUCUGGCCUCCACCGCCUCGGCCAGCAUCACUGUCCGUGAUGUCACCGACAUCAUCGCCAUCAUCACCCAGAACGUUGAUGACAUCAACGCCCUCAAGGCUGCUGCCGAUGCCUUUAGCGGUGACAAGGCUCCUCUCAUCGCCGCUGCUGACAAGAUGAUCAACGAUAUCAAGACCGCUGUUCCCAAGGUCAAUGCUCACCCUGACUUCGAUGAGGCUGAUACCCUCGGUGUUGCUGGCUCUGCUGCCAGCAUUGAGGACCCUGCCAAGGCUCUCGUUGCCGCGUUCAAGGCCAAGAAGACCGUCGUCCAGGAGUACAGAGAAUGCGACACUGUCCGCUCCAAGCUCGAGGAGAUCAACGGAGCCGCUCGCUCUCUCAUUAAUGCCAUCACUUCCAAGGUCGUUCUCCCCGCCUAUAAGCCCAUUGCUGAAGGUCUUGCCAACGAGAUCGGAGCCGUCCUCGACCAGGCCAAGGCUGAUUACGCCGACUGCACCAAUGCUCCCGCCCCCAGCAGCUCUGUCGCACCUAGCUCUACUGUCUCCAGCUCUACGGCUCCUAGCGGCUCCCAGUCUGCCAGCGGCUCUGCCAGCGGCUCUCAGUCUGCUAGCGCCUCCAAGACUGCUAGCGCCUCCAAGACUGCUAGCGGCUCCCAGAGCGCCAGCGGCACUGCCAGCAACACUGGCAAGCCUACCGACACCACUGUGACUGUGUCUUGCAGCACCACCACCCAGACUACCCCUACUGGUGCUCACUGCCCCAAGUGCACCGGCGGCAACGGUGGUAACGGCGGCAACGGUGGAAACGGAGGCAAUGGAGGCAAUGGAGGCAAUGGAGGCAACGGUGGUAACGGCAGCAAUGGCAGCAACGGAAGCAAUGGCAGCAAUGGCAGCAACGGCGGCGGCAGCACUCCCGCUGUUGUCACUGGCGGUGCCAAGUCCAUGUUCGCCCCUGCUGCUGGCCUCGCCAUGGUUGUCGCUGCUCUUAUUCUGUAAAAUCAUUUCUGUUAUUCAUGUUUAGCAGAAUCCAGGCCGGCGUUGCCUGGCCAAAGUAAAUAAUGUUAGAUACGUCGCUUUUAUCAGGAGCAAUUGUUAAUAAUAGUAUGCUU
This is a messenger RNA of [Torrubiella] hemipterigena, 1945 nucleotides long. The record is from the annotation of a GenBank genome assembly. NCBI's taxonomy places the organism in Eukaryota, Fungi, Ascomycota, Sordariomycetes, Hypocreales, Clavicipitaceae.